CACGAAUGAACAGUUGUGGAACUCAUCCCGGCCAACGGCGUAGAAGCAAUGACGGCGACACGAUUUGGAGGAAGUGACGGCGGCGACACAAGGCCCCUUCCACUGAUGUAUGCCCUCUUCGUUGGCGAUCUUCUCUCGUUUUUCUUGUGCAGAACUGCAUCGGUGCAAUUGAUGGCACUCAUGUGCCCAUUACAAUUUCACCUGACAAAGCUGCUCCUUUUAGAAACAGGAAGGGAACUCUCAAUCAAGAAGUGCAUAUCCAUUAUUGGUACAAUGGAAGUUACAAAGGAGGAAAAAGCGAAAGCCUACAAUGUCUUCAAGGACCUUGACAAUAGGCAAAUUUUCUUGAGUGCAUGCGAUGAUGAUGCCGAGUCUGCACUAAUUUGGCUGAGAAACGAGAUGGCUUAGCUGGUGGAGUCGUCUGAAUUGCUUGUUGGAUAUCCAAUAUGUUAUGUUGUUCAAAUGAAAAAUUACUCAUCUCCCUUUGGUUUGUUUUUAAUCUAAAUGCACACACUCUAUUGUAAUGUAAUAAUAGACAAAUGAGCGACCAACUUCUGAUUUUGAUGCUUCAAA
Messenger RNA from Zea mays, 573 nucleotides. RefSeq lists its product as uncharacterized. Lineage: Eukaryota; Viridiplantae; Streptophyta; Magnoliopsida; Poales; Poaceae. The record is from RefSeq and is marked predicted. Bases 49 to 408 code for a protein of 119 amino acids. The transcript has 3 exons.